Molecule: messenger RNA, 437 nt
Organism: Frieseomelitta varia
Lineage: Eukaryota; Metazoa; Arthropoda; Insecta; Hymenoptera; Apidae
Exons: 3
Coding region: 51-437 (128 amino acids)
Source: RefSeq, a predicted model, not a curated record
AUUCAGAUAAGUAUUAGGCGAAGGGCGAAUUUUCUGUACAUUUGCCAAAAAUGUUCCCCUGUGUGAUUCGAGAAUGUCAGUCACAAAGCUCUAUUCACGUUCCACAACAUAAAAAUCGCGAUACUACAACUGAGAUGAACUACAAAAGCAGUAUCUCGACUUCACUUUCUGCGACUAACAAUUGGCGCUGCCAUUACAUGGACAUCGACGAACGUGCAGCACACGUCGAACACAAAGGACACUGGUGGAGUGGACUACGCGAAACUGACUCGAAUCAGAUCGAAUCAGAUAUGAGAAGAGAAGGGAUUCAUCGUUUAGACCCCACCCAUUACACCAACCUCCUCCCAUACUCUCGCGCAGAAUCACGCAUGGUAAAUCGUGUACGCAUCUUGUGCACCCACGCAUCGCAGAUGCACAUAUCCAUCUACUUGACUUAA